This is a messenger RNA of Vittaforma corneae ATCC 50505, 969 nucleotides long. RefSeq lists its product as uncharacterized. Lineage: Eukaryota; Fungi; Microsporidia; Nosematidae. The record is from RefSeq and is a predicted model, not a curated record. The transcript has a single exon.
UUGUGCAGAUAUGAACCAAUCAUAUCAAAAGCGAUUUCUAAUCUAUUUGUCGAUGUAAAGUUCAAAAAGGGAGAAAGGAGGCUCAAAUUUAAAUACCAAGAGGCACUUCCCCUUAUGAAAGGCAUUGGUGCUGCCGUAUUGUCCAUGCUGACUAGAUACAGGCAUAUUAUGUUUGUGCAAGCACAGGAGCUACCAAAUAUAAAUACGCCUGGCGGUGAAAUAACGUUUAACGACUGUGCAGAUCCUUACAAUCAAAAGAUGCCAUCCAGUGACUUGCAAGUAUCGUCACUUGAAUUUGAAAUAGUUGAUAAAUAUGGUGACGAUGACGAUCCGAAUUGCAAGUAUGAUACUAUAUGUAAGAAUAUAGACAUGAAGGAUUUUAAAAUGGCUGAUGGAAAAGCGGUUUUCUACACUGAGCUUGGCAAAAAAGCCGCUGGCACCGGCAGCUUGAAGAUAGAAAGAUCAACGGCAGAUGCAUUGCGCGAAUUCAUGAAUCAGAUAUCACAAAAACGCGGCGAAAAUGGCUUUAUGGUGAUGGAACAUACGCAUAUGGGGCCAUGCAUACUUUGCAAACGAAAUGGAAAUAUCCUCGAAGCCCUGGGCAUUGAAUUGAGAGAGGGCAAAUAUUGUCUGAGGGCAAGUGCCUCUAAUGGUAAGAACGAGUGCAUUAUCGUGUAUGCACAUUGUAUUGUGAACCAAAACACCAAAAUAAAAGUUUGUCCAAUGGAUAUGCUUGGUCUUAGCGAUGCUGACAAAAAGACACUAAAAGACUCAAUGAAUAUCGAGAUUAUGACAGGCGCACACCAGCCUGAGGAGAAAAAUGGUGUCAAUGAGUUUCUUGACUCAAUUGUGGAUGGAAUUACAACUACUAUCAAUGACUCUAACGCUGAGGAGACGAAAGGAUCCAUUGAUGAAAGCAGUGAUGCUACAUUUUCUAGCGAGCCUGAUGUCGCUAACGUAUAUGACUAG